CCGGGCGGGACUGGCGACAGGCCACGCCUGCCUACUUACAGGGACUUUAAGCCGCCAAGAUGGCGCUGAAGGUGAGACCCUCGGCGGCCGCGGCGGCCCCACCCGGGUCCGGGAGCCCCGCGCGAAGGACCGAGUAGCGCUGCCCGGGCCGCGGUUCUGCGCUCGUGGGUCUGCGGCGGCCUCAGUGCCCCCGACCCUCGGGGACAGCUACGUCCUCCGUCCCCGGCGCGUCCAUGAACUCCGUGUCGCCUGCCGCCGCGCAGUACCGCAGCGGGAGCCCGGAGGACGCGUGCCGGCCCGAGGGUCGGAGGCCGAGGGGACCAGCACGGAUCCCCGAUCCCAACGGCGUGGGACCCUCUGGGGCCGGCGGAGCAGCGCCCGGCUCAUCCGGGACGGACCCCGGCGAGCCGGACGAGGUGGACAAGUUCAAAGCCAAGUUCCUGACAGCCUGGAACAACGUCAAGUAUGGUUGGGCCGUUAAGAGCCGGACCAGCUUCAGCAAGAUCUCCAGUAUUCACCUCUGUGGCCGUAGAUACCAUUUCGAGGGCGAGGGUGACAUCCAGCAAUUCCAGAGGGACUUUGUAUCUCGACUAUGGCUCACGUACCGCCGGGACUUCCCGCCUCUGGCUGGAGGCAGCCUGACUUCAGACUGUGGCUGGGGAUGUAUGUUACGCAGUGGUCAGAUGCUGCUGGCCCAGGGCCUGCUGCUGCAUUUUCUGCCUAGAGACUGGAGGUGGCCAGAGGGUGCAGGCCUGACUCCCUCUGAGAUGCCAGGGCAGGCCUCUCCUGGUUGGCACCGAGGGCUGGGCCACCGGAUGCCCCCACGAUGGACCCAGUGCGCCCCUGACCUGGAGCAGGACCGUCGGCACCGGCAGAUCGUGUCCUGGUUCGCCGACCACCCCCAGGCCCCCUUUGGCCUACACAGGCUGGUGGAGCUGGGGCGUAGCUCAGGCAAAAAGGCCGGGGACUGGUACGGGCCCUCACUGGUGGCACACAUCCUCAGGAAAGCUGUAGAGAGUUGUUCAGAGGUCACCCACCUGGUGGUGUACGUCUCUCAGGACUGUACAGUCUACAAGGCCGAUGUGGCACGCCUCGUGUCCUGGCCAGAUCCUACAGCGGAGUGGAAGUCUGUGGUCAUCCUGGUGCCUGUGCGACUAGGUGGUGAGACCCUCAACCCCGUGUAUGUACCCUGUGUGAAGGAGCUCCUGCGGUCAGAACUCUGCCUGGGCAUCAUGGGGGGCAAGCCCCGCCACUCUCUCUACUUUAUUGGCUACCAGGAUGACUUCCUGCUCUACCUGGACCCCCACUACUGCCAGCCCACAGUAGACGUCAGCCAGGCUGACUUCCCCCUGGAGUCUUUCCACUGCACCUCACCCCGAAAGAUGGCCUUUGCCAAGAUGGACCCCAGCUGUACUGUGGGCUUCUAUGCUGGGAACAGGAAGGAGUUUGAGACCCUCUGCGCAGAGCUGACCAGGGUCCUCAGUUCUUCCUCAGCCACAGAGCGUUACCCCAUGUUCACAGUGGCCGAGGGCCAUGCUCAGGACCACAGCCUGGAUGGCCUGUGCACCCAGCUCUCCCAGCCCACACUUCAGCUGCCUCGCUCUGGAUGCCUCAAGGCUAAACGGCCCAGCUCUGAGGACUUUGUGUUUUUAUAGUGUGGGGGGGAGGGAGAAGAUGCCAGAUUAUUUAUUUUUUUAUUUAUAUAUCUAUAACUCCAGUGCUGGUGGUGGGAAUCCAUAUCCUCACACUCCAUCCUCCCAGUGAGCCCCAAGCGCAGCUAGAUCCCCAGCUUGGGGCUGUACCCAUUGGCUGCCACUCCCCCUUGGUCCCUCUGGGAACAGCAAUGGAGGGCGGGGCCCAGGGCACUCACUCAGGGCCUGACCCAAGUACUGUAGCUUGCACUGGAGUGCCUGAAUGCCUCACUGUCCUGGAGCCUCUGGGCCAGGAGAACUAACUAUGGCUGCUGGAGCUAAUAAAGAUGUUGAACUUGA
Nannospalax galili (Upper Galilee mountains blind mole rat) is the source of this 1991-nucleotide messenger RNA. It is a transcript of the gene Atg4d, whose product is annotated as autophagy related 4D cysteine peptidase. Gene Ontology annotation, molecular function: protein-phosphatidylethanolamide deconjugating activity. Bases 234 to 1655 code for a protein of 473 amino acids. The record is from RefSeq and is a predicted model, not a curated record. NCBI's taxonomy places the organism in Eukaryota, Metazoa, Chordata, Mammalia, Rodentia, Spalacidae. The transcript is spliced from 10 exons.